UUUGUCUAGUAUGGUUGGUCGGCCAUCGUAGGUGUGAAUAUCAAAAAUUUUUGGGAAUUAUUGUAUGUAAGAAUUUUAAUAACUAAACUUUAAUCAAUCAUUAUAAAAAAUACCUUAAUUGCUUCAGCAUAUAAUAUAGUUUAGUCUGAUAUAACCUAUUUAAAUAUAACAUAAACAAAUACUACGAAAACCGAGAAAAACUGCACCAACAACAGACUGGAAAGUCCCAAAACGUAGUGACGCAACAAAUAACCUCCAUUUCUUUUGUGAUAAGUGAUCGCCUUAUUAUUCUACAAUCGUUUUAUUUGAAAUUUAAGUGUGCUAUUAUUUUUAGUGAAUUAAUGUAGUAAAAAGUAACGCAAAAAAUUUAUUUUGAUGGACUUUAGUUUUAACAUUGAUAACGCCAUCUGCGUUAAUAUCUUAUCGUUGUCAAUUGUAAAUGGCUAACUCAUCCAAUCCGAGCGAUCGGUGGUAUUUUACUAAGGAACAAUUAGAGAAUACUCCAUCUAGAAAAUGUGGCUUCGAUGCACACAAAGAACUUUCCAACCGCCAGCAAGCCGCCAACUUCAUCCAGGACAUGGGGCAGAAGCUCAAAGUGUCUCAACUAUGUAUCAACACCGCCAUAGUGUAUAUGCAUCGUUUUUAUGUUUUUCAUUCUUUCACGCAUUUUCCAUGGCACCAGAUGGCAGCGGCGGCGCUCUUUUUAGCCGCCAAAGUCGAGGAACAACCUAGGAAAUUAGAAUAUGUCAUUAGAGUAGCGAACGGUUGCAAAAACAGCAGAGACACCAACAUAGACACGAAUUCAGAAAGGUAUUUAUCGCAGUCGCAGGAUUUGGUCUUCAAUGAAAACGUUUUACUCCAAACGUUAGGAUUCGACGUUGCCAUCGAUCAUCCUCAUACUCACGUUGUUAGGUGCUGUCAGUUGGUGAGAGCUAGUAAAGAUCUAGCUCAAACUUCGUAUUUUAUGGCCAGUAAUAGUUUGCAUUUAACGACAAUGUGCAUACAGUAUAAGCCGACUGUGGUAGCGUGUUUUUGUAUCCUGGUAGCUUGUAAGUGGUCCAAUUGGGAAAUACCUCUAUCUAACGAAAAGAAAGAAUGGUAUUCUUACGUCGAUCAGACCGUCACGUCUGAACUGUUGCAACAAUUGACGGAGGAAUUUCUGGUGAUAUUCGAAAAGUGCCCUUCUAAAUUGAAAGAGAAAAUAAUGUCCAUAGCCGAUAACGUUCAUCCUAUUCCUCCUUCUACCCACAUUAAUGCAACAUUUGAUACCGAACCGAAGAAAAUUGCGAAUAAGGACGAAAAAGAUGGCCAUUCGCACCGAUCUUCCGCUAUCGACGAUCCUCACAAACAUCGCCCGUCUCGCCCUCACGAGAUGGGCAGCGGUCAACACCAAAGAGACAAAGCUUUUCGCGAUCGCGAACGGUUACUACAUCAACAAAAAUCGAUGGGCAGUAGUACGGGCGGCAGCAGUAACGUGCCCAGCAGCAGCAGCAGCAGUAGCGGUAACAAUCCACUCAAAUCCCACGGGGGCCAUCAUCGACCGCCGAUGGAUCCGAAAAUGAAACCGCCUUCGAGGCCGCCGCCGCCUCAAAUGCCCUAUCCUCCCCAGCCCAAGGACAUUCUCAGGGAGGCCGUCUCGAGGGACUCGCCGUUCGGACUGGCCAAGGACCAUCCUCACAAGGACCACAACAAGCGCGAUUACCUCGCGAAGAACAACCAAAACGAAGGAAACAGCGGCGGUCACGGCGAUCACCGGAUGAACUACAACGCCGACAAGUCGAAGUACCAGAAACAGCGACUGGACGCGAACGGUCGGCCGCGCGUCGAUCCUUCGAAGGUGCCCAACGAUCCCAAACCCCAAAUGGACAACGUUAAAAAACAUUUAAACGCGAGUGCGCACGACAAAAACGCGUCGAACUAUCCGAACAAAUCGAUGCCGAUGAACAAUCAUUCGAACGACAGCGUGAAAUCCGUCCCGAAACAAUCCGUAGUGACGCCCGUUAAGCUAAGCCAUUCGAACAGUUACGCGCCGCCCGCGUACGGCGACGCCAAACCGAAACCGGAACCGGUGGCGGUCAAAGAAGUGCAAACGCCCGCCGUGAUCAAACGGCCCAGUUUAUUCUCGCCGGAGAAAUCGCCGCCUCGCAAGCCGUCGCUCGGCGACAACGUGCUGCUGUCGCCGUUGACCUCGCCCGUCGAGACCAAUCGCGAGCGGAACUAUUCGAGCAGCUCCGACGCCGAGCUGCGGCCCGUGAUGAAGAAGAUCGAUCAGAUCGAAGGUUUCGAGAACAUCACGCGCGACAGCACGAUAGGCAUCAACAAAACGAACCAAUCGCCCGAUUACAUGACCGAUCUUAUGACGGAUAUUACCAGUCCCGGAUCAGCCGAUGUGAGCCAAUUCUCCUUAGCGCAAGAAACCAAACCCGAGGCGAUUUCGAAGGAGAUCAAACAGGAGUGCUUCGAAAGCAACGGUGAUAUUAAUUCCUCAACAAUCAAUUCUAAUGUUGUUAUUAAUAAUAAUAGUAAUAGGUCUUCCUCUGUAAAUGGUUUGGAAUCCACCGAUCCUGCGGUGAUUAGUAAUUUACUGAAAGAGGCCACGUCCGUGUCGCAUUUGCCGAGCAUAAAACCGCAGGAGAACGCCGUUCACGAGCAGGACGACAAAAAUUUGAAUCAUUUCCAUCAUAAGAGCAAAAAGAAGAAUAAAGACAAGCACAAGCACAAAGACAAAAACCGGGAGGACAAGGAAAAGAAAAAGAAACACAAAGACAAGGAUCGCGAGAAACACAAACACAAAGAAAAGACUGCAGAUAUUCCUCCUCCCGCCGUGAAAUUAAAAAUAUCUAAAGAUAAGAUAAUACCCGUGGAGAACGUCCAGCCGCCGAGCCAGGGAUUGAAAAUCAAAAUACCCAAGAACAUAAUUAAUACUGAGAAUAUAUCGGAAUUGUCGCUGGGCGGUGCGCCACCGCCGCCCGAAACCGCCGGCAUCAAAUUGAAGAUACCCAAAGACAAGUUAAACUUUGAUGGCGGCGUCAGCAGGAAGCGAGAAAGGGACAGAAACUCGCCCGACGGUCCCGCCAACAAGAUGCACAAGUCCAGUAUUAAAGAUUCGAAAACGAACGGCAAAUACUCCAAUAGUAAUAAGGUAAGCGCAGGCAUCACCGGCUACGCGCCCAAUCCCGAUACCUCUACCUAUCAAAUGUACUCAACGCCCGCAUUGCCGCCGCCACCGCCGCCGCCCGUCCCACACUCUCAAAUGUUCUAUUACAAUCGAAUGCCGCCUCCUAAUUCUAUGCCUAACAUGAACAUGCCGCCGCCUUACAUGUUUUCGCAUAACGCUUUCUACAACGCCGGGUACAACAUGUAUCAGGGCGGGAUGUUCGCGCAUCCCCCGCCCAUGCAACGGCCCCUCAUGCACAAUAACAGUUCGAAUCCACCGUUGCCCAUGGACGCCCCGCCGCAAUUGCCGCCUCCGCCUCCAGAAUGAAUAUUUCAAUCAUUCCUCUAUCCUUACCUACCCUUCUAAUUCGUACUCCUCCAAGUUCCAACGAAAUUUAAUGGAUUUUCGUGCGCUUGCUCAAAGUCGUUUUGACGACCGAAGAAUGGCUUUGCGCAAACGCAGUGAGGUUCAGAACUGUUCGGUGACUAACUUCGAUUGAAUUAUCUUUUGAUAUUUGCGGGUCGUUGAGGUGCUGUGUUGCGUAUGUUCAUUGGGCAUUAAUAUAGGGACUUGCUUGUUAUAAAUGUAAAUAAAAAAGCAGUUGUAGAUAAAAUGAUCUUACUGUAGGGUAUAUAUUUUGAUACAUUUUUCGUGUCUUAGUAAAUAUUGUAACUUUAAAGCAAAUUAAUUAGUACUGUAUUAAAUUAAAACGAAAUAUAGUUGAGUCGUUGAUGAAUUUCUGAAUGCUAAUUUGUAAGGUUUAGAUUUAAGAGAAUGUGCCACUAUAACAUUAACACAAACACGUAAACUUCUAUAGUUCUAUGUUUAUAUAGAAUUUUUUUAUGUAGUUUCUUAUUUUUUUGUGUACUUUUAGUUCUAAUAGUAUCUAUUUGCUUCUUUAUUUUUUUUGACGAAAAUUUUUGGUUUUUACAUUGUUGAGAUGGUGAAAAAACUGAAAUUUUCAAAUGUUGUUCCUAUAAUUUAUUAGAAAAAGUUUAAUUUGAUCUAGCGUCAAUCGACGUGACAUAUUUAUUAUUAUGUUUAAUUAUUAUUAAACAUAAUUUAGCCAUAGAUUUUUGGGCAACUAAAAAAAAUUACAAAAUUAGUAAAACGAAUUAAAAAUAUUUAUUUUAUUUUCAUUUCUCCGGAUAAUUAGUGAAGGGUGUAAAUAUAUGUUUCUAGUAAAAAAAAAGUAUUAGUUUAGUUUAUUUUUUGCGUUAGUUUUUGAGACAAACAUUUUUUUUAAAUCGUCAUUUUCAUUUAAUUGCGUUAGUAACGGAUAAU
Phyllotreta striolata is the source of this 4441-nucleotide messenger RNA. NCBI's taxonomy places the organism in Eukaryota, Metazoa, Arthropoda, Insecta, Coleoptera, Chrysomelidae. The record is from the annotation of a GenBank genome assembly.